AUGGUUGAUAAACACAUAACCGGUUUUGAUCCAUAUUCAGGAACAAUUACAGAUGAUGAAAUAAAUACUCGAACCGAUGAACGUGUUUUUAUAUUAGCAACAGCUCUUCGACAUGGUUAUACAAUUGAAAGUUCGUUUCAAUUAACAAAAAUCGAUCGAGGGUUUCUUUAUAAAUUUACAUCAAUUAUUCAAUUUAUUGUUAAUCAUUUGGAUUCAUUCAUUAUUCAAGAUCAAUCACUUUUACUUGAAGCAAAACGUUUAGGUCCUUCUGAUAAACAAUUUGGUAUUCGACCAUUUGUUAAAAAAAUUAAUACAGUUUUUGGUGAAUGUCCAUCAUUUCCAAAACAACAAGCACCAAUAGGUUCUUCAUAUCCAAAUGUUCAAUUAACAUUUUGUUAUGGAGCUCCAUAUAUAACUUCAACUUAUCUUCCACCAACAGUUACAAAUAAACACAGCAACACGAAAACGUUUUUUCAGAAGAAUCCGUUUCGUUAUAUAGAAGAACAAAAACAAAAAUAUGCUGUACUUAAACAGCAUGCACAAGAGAAAUUAAAUGAAGCUAACAGUGAAAUUGAACGAUUAAGACGAGUACAUACAUCGGAUAUUGGAAGAAGGUACCAUCGUGAUGAAGAAUAUAAACAUGUCACACCUAAAUUUAAACCUUUUGAUGGUACCAGUAAUACUGUUGAUAUUGCCGGUGCUCAACAAAAUCCAUUUAAGUUAUCUAUGGUUUCACCUGGUAAUACAACAUUAAAUCCUUCAGAUGGAAAUAAUCUUGAGAUACUUGCUGAAAUAUGCUUAAAAACUUCAUCGUCAUCAACAACGAUUCGUCUUCGAUUACCGGAUAUGUCAAAGCCAAUAUGUGUAAAAAUUGAUCUCAAUCGAACAUUAGAUGAUGUACGAAAAUUCCUUACUGAAAAUGUUCAAUCACUUCGAUCAAAUGCAUUCAAAUUUAUGGAACCACCAUCAACAAAAAUAAAUCGUGAAGAUGAAAGAAAAAAAUAA
Molecule: messenger RNA, 1005 nt
Organism: Rotaria sp. Silwood1
Lineage: Eukaryota; Metazoa; Rotifera; Eurotatoria; Philodinida; Philodinidae
Source: the annotation of a GenBank genome assembly